Molecule: messenger RNA, 1479 nt
Organism: Clupea harengus (Atlantic herring)
Lineage: Eukaryota; Metazoa; Chordata; Actinopteri; Clupeiformes; Clupeidae
Exons: 6
Coding region: 1-1479 (492 amino acids)
Molecular function (GO): zinc ion binding
Source: RefSeq, a predicted model, not a curated record
AUGACAUACAUGAAGGCCGAGAGGGUAGAUUACAUAAAGUCCAAAGCUGCUGCAGAGAUGGAGAGCCUGGUGGCUGAACAGGCAAAGUCUGCAGAGGGAAUCUCCAUUCCACCAGCUGAUGCCGUUACAGACAAGCCAGAGUCUCCUCCUGCUAAGAGGAGGAAUUUGGGCAGCUUCUUAAAAAUUGCAUCACGCCAAGUGUCAAACAAAGACAGGUUGACAGGUACUGUGAGUGUCAGAGCAGCUUGUCACAGGUCCAUGCAGAAGAAUGAGAAGCCACACAGCUUGAGAAUAGUGCUUCGUGAUGCAGAACCUGUCGUCAUGACCUCCAGUCAGUGUUCUUGCAAAGCGGGCACAGCAGUGUGUAAUCACACUGUUGCACUGCUCUUUCAGACAGCUCACUACUCAGAGCUCAAUAUCCAGGGAGUGAAACCCGGGCCCGUAAACAGCAUGAUAAUUACAAGACCUAGGCUAAACAGGCGCAUGGAAGGAGGAAUCAGAAGUACACUCUACAAGGGUGUGAAUGGGCACCCAUUUGAUAUUGGGCUGUUAUGCAUUGAUGACCAUUACAAGGACUUUGCUAUAGAAGAGAGGCCCCUCAUAGCAACUAUGUCAAUCAGUGCAGAGAAAUCGCUGGUGGAGACAUCAUUUGGCUUAGCCCAAAAGGGAAGUGUGCUCUCUUAUCAGCAGCCCAUACUACCCACUAAGCUGAUCAAGAUCCAUAUGGAUGCUCCACCUUUUCCAAAGCUUCCCACAGAUAUCUAUCGGCUUGCCCCGACAGACUGUGUACAUGAGCUCACAGAAGAAGAAAAUUUACAUCUCAAAAGUUUAAAUGUUACUUUGGAAAUUGCAAGAAAGAUUGAGGUGGCGACCAGAGAGCAGGCUGGAAGUUCAGAGUGGCAUCAGCUGCGCAGGCCAAGAAUAACCUCCUCCCACUUUAGAGAGGUGUGCUUUGUGAGGGGAGAUGGUUCAGCACAGUCUCUGGCUGAACGCAUCCUGAAAGGAACGAGGCAGACAGCGGACAUGAAAAGAGGUGCAGAUAUGGAGUUUACAGCAGCCCAAGAGUACAGCAAGAUCAGGAACGUAAAUUACAUGCCCUGUGGCCUAAUUGUUCAUCCUGACGCCCCAUGGCUUGGCACCUCACCAGAUGGCCUUGUAUUCGACCCCCUCGCACAGCCACCUUUUGGCCUAGUAGAGAUUAAGUGCCCUAACGUCACCAGCUAUGUUGACUGCAAGUACCUUAACAUGAAAGAAGGCACACUGCUCUUAAAGGAAAGUCACAGCUAUUACUGGCAGGUGCAGGGGCAACUUAUGCUAACAGGAAUGAAAUGGUGUGACUUUGUCAUUUGUGCCCAAGAAGACAUGCUGGUUCAACGAAUCAUAGUUGACCCAGAGGUGACAAAAGUGGUAAGAGAAAAGGCAGACAGGUUUUUUUUCAAUAUUUAUAUGCCCAAGUACCUGACUUCUAACAGACGUUAG